CGGUCAACUUGUAAUACAAACUGACAUCUGUGAAACACUUCUGUUUGAUUUCUCAGCUCACUUUCGGUAUUUAAAGACAUUAAAACUAUAUUCAACCUGCUAAAGGAAGGGGUAGAGGGUGAAUGUUGUUUGCACCUGAAACCAAAUUGGUUCACAUAAUGAUAAACAGCAACAGCCAUUUACAUCACCAACUAGCUCUAUGUGUAACGUUAACAUAAAGAAAUGAUGAGGUAAAGGUUUGAGGUCAGAUUAAACUCCUGAAUGCUAAGCUGUACCAGAGCCAGAAGUGCAGCUUUACUGGACGUUUCUAUUGGAGAAAUGCACAACACAAUGAAGAGUUUUUCACAAAGCAACUCCAAACAGAACGAAGUGACCACACAACUCAAAAUACAUGUUACGGAAAUCAUUUAGAAACCUUUCAUUAGUAAAUCAAAUUUCUUAAAUGCCCCUGUAAACAAGAAACAUGGUUCUUGAUCGAGUCUAAAUAUUGAUCAAACUAAACAGCAUUCAUAGUUGGAAGAUAAAACAAAAAAGUGAAUAAUUCAUUGGGAGUUGACGGUCCCAUUAGAUGUGACAGAGGUGACUGUCAUUCCACCAGACUGUGGUAGAAUAUUUAGGUGUGGGGAGGUUGUGGAGUUGGUGAAUUGGACAGUAAACGAUGGCCGAAUAGAAGUAUCGCUGCCACAUCAUGUCAAAGUACAAUCACUUGAAAAGGGGAAAGAAAAAAAAAAAUCAUACUGUACGAUCAAAAGUCACUGCACAAUGAGGAUUGUAAUAACAAUGGUGGAAUAAUGAGAAGUGCAAUAACCUGUAGAACUGACGCCAAACAGAGCGCAGCCUUUAAUUAACAUUAAACACACAAAUUAUAUGUAGAAAUUGUGUUUUGUUAAAUGUUAAGACAAUUAAUCAUUGUUUUUUUUUUUGUUUGUUUGUUUGUUUGUUUUUGCUUCAAUGCACAGCAAUACUCAUCCACAAUCUUUCUUUCUCUUUCUCUUUCACACACACACACCAGUCUGUGUCCAAACCCCCCCACACACAGUAAAAGGGAGCAGUCAGGGGUCUGCAGACGGAUAUGGGGGGAGGACUGGCUGUAACCAGAUUCCCUUUAUCCUGCUUCUCCCUGUGGGUGUCUGUUGGGAGGAGGGAGGGUGUUCAUGAGAGCCAGCUUGUGUCAGGCAGCGCUCGCUUUAACGCGUGUCUGUGGAGUCUCCAUGUGAGCGAAUGUUUGUGUUCGUAUACACGUAAAAAAAAAAAAAUUAAAUAAAAAUGUGUACGGAGAGCUCAACCGUUAAUUAACUGAAGUAGCGCGCGACACAAACGGGAUUACAGGAGCAACAGUGAGGAGCGAAGGAAAGGAACCGUCUGAAACUAGCUACACACAGUCAUGGCACUGUGUGGAGCCAAGGGACUGCGUUUCUUGGGGCCCAACGUGUACCCAGAGGCUCCUGAUGGAGGCUGGGGAUGGGUGGUGGCUGUGGCCUUCUUCUUGGUGGAGGUUUUCACUUAUGGCACCAUCAAGAUCUUUGGCAUCUUCCUCCAGGACCUGAUGGAGGAAUUUGGAGAGACCAACAGUCGAGUCUCGUGGAUUGUUUCCAUCUGCGUGUUUGUGAUGACUUUCAAUGGGCCUCUCUCCUCUGUGAUGACAAACCGCUUUGGGUUCCAACUUGUCGUCAUGAUUGGAGGAUUGCUUAUUUCCACGGGUACCAUCGCCACCAGCUUUACCAACUCCAUCAAUCAAAUGUACAUCACCUAUGGAUUAGUUGCAGGUCUGGGCUACUGUCUGACCUUCCUUCCCACUGUGACCAUCCUUUCCAAAUACUUCAGUCGUCGACGGGCUCUGGUCACAGCCGUGGCUUCCAUGGGAGAGUCCCUGUCCAUGUUUGCCCUGGCGCCAGCCUUUUCUGCACUGAGGGACCAUAUUGGCUGGCGAAAUACCAUGGCAGUGAUAGGAGCUUUGCAGAGCUCCAUCAUCAUCUGUGGCGUUCUGCUUCGGCCAAUCAUUUUAAAACCCAGAGCGUCCCACGAGACAGAGACUGACAGAUUGUCCUCAAGGGAACUGGAUGUCCUCAGUGCACAGGAGAAUGUAGAGGACAUAAAUCCAGAGGACUCUAUGAUGAACAAGACCUCACAUGCACCAAAUACCUCAUCCAGUCUGGACAAUGAGCCAACCAGAGGCUCUUUGAGCACCGGAGACUCUGGUGUUCAGUCUCUAAAGGACACAGAUGACAGCAGCCCAGAGGAGAAGACUUUACUGCACAAAGAAGCAAGUUCAGAGACGGAGCAGAAAUUUGCGGAAAGCAGUAAGGCAGAGAUUAGAGAACCUGAAACUGAGGAGGGGAAAAAGAAGAAAGACGCAGAGAAACAAGGGAUGAAAGAUGAGGACAAUAAAUCGCGGGAUGAAAGUCUAUCUGCAAAGAAUUCAAAACUUCUAGAUUUCUCCAUCCUCAGAGAGUGCAGCUUCAUUUUAUAUUCUCUGUUUGGGCUGUUUGCCACACUCGGCUUCUUCGCCCCUCAACUCUACAUCAUUGAGCUGAGUGUGAGUCGCGGCGUGGAGCGGGACAGUGCCACCUACAUGCUCUCCACCAUGGCUGUGGCUGAAAUCUUAGGUCGAUUCUCCAUUGGAUGGAUCCUGACACGUAAGCAGUUCAGGAAGAAGAAACUGCUUGUUCUUCUGGCAUGUGUAAUCAUAAUGACUGCGGAUCUGGUGGGAUUUACUUUGGUUACGGAGUUCUAUGGCCUGGCUGUGUGCUGCGCUUUGUAUGGCUUCUUUAUGGGGACACUAGCAUGCACCCACAUCCCCAUGCUGGCUGAGGAUGAUGUGGUGGGCAUAGAUAGGAUGUCUUCGGCUGCUGGGGUCUACGUGUUCAUACAUAGCUUUGCUGGGCUGGCUGGACCCCCACUUGGAGGUGUGCUGGUGGAUGUCACUAAGAACUACGGAUCAGCCUUCUACUCGUGCGCAAUCGGCAUGGCUCUGAGUGCCGUGUUCCUGGGUUUGGUAAAACCUGCUAAGAGAGGAUUACUCUGUAGGAAGAGAAACUCAAAACAACCUGAAGACAUAGCUGAAAGGAAUGAGGACUCAGAGGAACAGAGUGGAGAGCAUAAACUGGACAGAACUGACGGUCCUCAUGAUUGCGCUAAAGCAGAAGUCAUCUUGGAUCGCAACCAUGCAGGUGCCACAAGAGAUGUCCAGGAGGUUAUACGAUUUGCUUGAGUUGAUAACGCAGGAUAAGGGUAAUAAAAGGGUCAAGCCACACAGUGGAUAAAAAGCUAUUGAAAGACUACUGCUACCAGAGAGCUGAAGUGACACGAAUACAAUGAAGAAGACCAUUAUUAAGUGUUUAACAUAUGCCUCUGUAGAUCUGGUUUUCUGAGAGCAAUCUUGGGAACCUUUGGAUCACAAUAUGUAUGUAGCACUCUUGCCUUACAUACCCAAUGUACCAAACAGUGUUUUUACCAGAAUCAGUACUGUUAAAAUUCAAAAGAGUGACUAGCUUUUGAUGUCAUCCUGUUUUAACAGACAGUGGUAUGAAAUAUUGCUGAAAGGUAUGGACCUGUUCAAAAUGGACCACGAGUGAUGCAGUGUCUUAAUGGAGGUGCCUUUAGAUGUUCCAGAGAGAAGAUGCACCGAUUUAACACUGAUAAACUAAUUACCGACUGGCGAUCAAUACUGUAAUGAAAGCCAGAAAAACUGUGAACCAAAUGUAGCUGCACGAACACUAAAUUGCACAGAUCCUGUAACACCUGUUAUAGAGAAUGCAUAAAGCUCAGGAGUAUGUGAUUAAAACUUUAUUUUUAAUCAAACUGUCGCCAAGCUGACAAUGCACUGUGAUAUGAGAUGUCAGACUCAAACUAUUUUUGUAAUGAAAAUGUGUUCAAUCACAAUAAAGAAACAGUGACUUGAGCCUGUGAA
Messenger RNA from Seriola aureovittata, 3910 nucleotides. Its product is annotated as monocarboxylate transporter 7-like. Gene Ontology annotation, biological process: transmembrane transport; monocarboxylic acid transport. The coding region runs from base 1385 to 3211 and encodes 608 amino acids. The transcript has 6 exons. NCBI's taxonomy places the organism in Eukaryota, Metazoa, Chordata, Actinopteri, Carangiformes, Carangidae. The record is from RefSeq and is a predicted model, not a curated record. Gene Ontology annotation, molecular function: monocarboxylic acid transmembrane transporter activity.